Molecule: messenger RNA, 3495 nt
Organism: Leucoraja erinaceus (little skate)
Lineage: Eukaryota; Metazoa; Chordata; Chondrichthyes; Rajiformes; Rajidae
Product: protein boule-like
Exons: 11
Coding region: 278-1315 (345 amino acids)
Molecular function (GO): RNA binding
Source: RefSeq, a predicted model, not a curated record
GGGUGCAGGCGCUGGCACUGCAUGUUGGUUCACAUUUAUAAGGGAUUUGAUUGGUCUCGUGAGUUGGAGCUGGUCGGGGGUUUCUGCCGCCCCCGGUCGCUGGCUCGACGUGGUACAACCCGGUAAUUUAAGGUGCUGCCAAUUGCCCACUAACCCAACGACGCAGGGAACCGGCUGGGGUUUUUUUUUGUUGCGCUUGAAUAAAAUCGGUACCACCCUCCUAACACCUAACACAGAGAGAGAAUAAAAAACGCCCGAGGCUGACCUGACUGAGCAGAUGGACAGCGAAGGAGCGCAGCAAAGUACUAAUCUGCCACAAAUGGAUUCGUCAUCACCAUCUCCUAACCCAGUUUCACCAGUGCCACUGAAUAAUAGCAAUCCAACCAGUGCCCCGAGAUUUGGAACAGUCAUUCCUAAUCGGAUCUUUGUAGGAGGAAUCGAUUUUAAAACAAAUGAAAAUGAUCUAAGAAAGUUUUUUGCACAGUAUGGAACUGUUAAGGAAGUAAAAAUAGUAAAUGACAGAGCUGGAGUUUCUAAAGGGUAUGGCUUUAUUACCUUUGAAACCCAAGAAGAUGCUCAAAAAAUUUUACAAGAGGCUGAAAAGUUGAAUUAUAAGGAUAAAAAACUGAAUAUUGGUCCUGCAAUAAGAAAGCAGCAAGUGGGGAUACCACGAACAAGCUUAAUGCCAGCAGCUGGGACAAUGUACUUAACCACUUCAACAGGAUACCCAUACACAUACCACAAUGGAGUGGCUUAUUUCCACAGCCCAGAAAUUGCCUCUGUUCCACAACCUUGGCCUCCUCGCUCUAUUUCUAGCUCACCUGUAAUGGUGGCUCAUCAAGCUCCGCCAAUUUACCAGCAGCCAGCAUACCAUUAUCAGGCACCUGCACAUUGUCUUGCAGGGCAGUGGCAGUGGGGAUUACCACAGUCACCAGCCUCCACAGCUUCUGUGCUAUAUUUACAACCAUCUGAGAUAAUAUAUCAACCUGUGGAAAUGCCUCAAGAUGGAGGAUGUGCACCACCCCCACUUCCAGUGAUGGAAGCCUCAAUGCCAGAGGCCUAUGCAGAUCACAGUGUUCAAGCACCAUACCAUCAGGUAUACACUCAAAGUCCCAUGGCAGUCGCAGCCCCCGUCAUGCAGCAGGAACAGGUGAAGGAAUCUAGGUUGCAUCCUGUCAGACGGAAUUUUUCUCAGCCUCCACCAGUUGGAAUUAAACCCCGUUACACACGCAGUCCACAUUACCAUAUGAGAAAGGAGUAUAGGGCAGAAGAUUCUAUUCUUACUCCACCUUCUUCAACUGAAUCUGUUAAGUAAACAAAUUUGUAAAAACCAUUGUUAAAUGAAAAUACAUACGUAUGAAAGAAGGCAUAUACAAGUCUUAAUUCUCAAAAAUGCAUGUAACAAGUGAUUCUUAAAGAUCUGAAAAUGUAAUUGGUUAAAUGGUGUAGGUUUAAAUACACUAUACUGUAAAUCAGAAGAAAGUUAUUGUUAUCGAACAUGCCACAGUCUAAAUAUGUCUGCAUUUUAUACUUCAAACUGAAGAGAUCUUGCAGUGUAAGUUAAACCAGAAUAUUUUUAAGAAUCAUGGCAACAAUGUGAAUUCUUAGAAGUUGCAAAUAAUCCAGACCAGGCAUAAUAUGUGGCUGUUGGGUACAGUACAGUAGUUAUGCUGAUUUUGAGAAACAGCAGGAGGUUAAAAGAAGACAUUUAUUUAAUAGGAAGAAGAAAAUAAGCCACAGUUUUGAGCUUGAAUGAGGCACCUCUAAUUUUUAAAGAAUUUUAAUGUUUACAAAUUUUUACACACCUUUGUAUUAUUUGCCUUUUCCAUCAACCUGUUUGGGAUUUUUUUUUAACCAUUUGUGUUAUGUGUCUUAUUUAUAGCAAUUUCAUUUAUAUUAUUUAUGUGGAAAAAGCUUAAAUUAUAAUAUGUUAAUUUACACUAGAUUCUUUUACCCUUUCUUACAAAGUAACUUAGAAUUUACUUAAUGUGUAAGUCUUGAGUAAAAGCUCUUGAGUUUUGGACCACUUUUGCACACAGUAACUUUUUAUUGUGUUGCCUUUAUACAUAUCCUAAAAUGUACAUUUUUUUUCAUAGAUAAACAAUUAAUGUAGUAUAAUGUUGAGGUAUUACUGUUUUAUUGUAGUUUGGAUUGUUUAUUGUAGCUUAGAUAUAGUUAAAUAAUUAUUAGAGUUCUAGAUGUAAGGUAAAUUGGUGCAUCCUAAAUAAUCAACUGGCAUUGUAACAUUUCAGUGCCGUAAUAUUUCAUCGUAAGAGGAGGCAUCUGUGAGUGCAUGUGUUCUAUUCAAAAUAGUUCUUCAAUUCCAUUUGACAAUGUAAGCAUUCAUGUCAAGAUUUUUUGUUAAAAAUUGGCGAUAUUCAAUAAUUAGUAUACUCUGAGACCAUGGAGUUGAUUGUAACUGUUCCUGCAAGACAGGAAAUGGCAGCAAUUAGUAGAUCAUCUGAUUUACACACCAACCACAUUUCCUUUCUAGUAAAAGUCAAAUGGAACGCAAAAUAGGCUAGGGUGUUAUUAGGGAGCUAAUGUUACUAGGUUUUCCAUUUCUUCCCACCCAUCCCCAAAAUGAUCUUUUGUUGAUACAGAUUUUUGAACAACAUUCUGCAUGGCCGCUGAAGAACUGUGUCCCAAACAUUCUGUGUGUUUCCUAGGUUAAAUUCAUUAUUGGUUUAGUAUUCCACAGAACCAACUGCUGGUGAGUUCAUUUUAGGAAGGUAUCGCCGUGGUGGGAGAUUUUGAAAUCAUAUUUGUAGCUUUUGAAUUACUCUUAGGUGUAUUUGCAAUUUGAAGCAUAAAACUCAACACACAUUUUAAAUAUUAGUAUCGCAGAUCAAUCCAUAUAAUACUGGGUAGUUGGUUUCUUUAUGUAGAAGAACCUCCCUUUGUUCUAAUUAUUUUUGUUCCUUGCAAUGCUGUAAAAAUUGUUUUAUAGCAAUUGAGAACGAUACCUUUGGUGCACCAAACUUAGAUCUGUCAUUGCGAUCUCGCAACUUGAAGACUGAACCUUUUACAAAUGUAAUUAUCCACUGAUUCCUAGACAUAUAACAUUCCUGCAAUUAUUGUUGAACUUUGCACAUAUUUCCAGCCGAAGACCCCCAACCCCUGCUCCUGUGAAACAUGCGGAACCCAAAUCUUGGCAUUUCAGUGCACUCUAAUCAUCUAUAUUUAUUGGAGUCUAGCUUGCAUCAACUGGAGCAUUCCAGCCUACUAUCCACAAAGCAAAAAGAAAGAUCAAUAUUGAAAAUAGACUUCUGCAAGGAACUGAGGUUUAAUCAGUUUGUCAGCUGAUCUCAGCAGAGAUAGUCAGCAACUGGAUUAGGCAUAGUAAAACAUUAAACCAUGGCUCCCUUGGUUAAUUUCUAUUAAGCAAAUGGUAAAGCAUGAAUAAUGAUUGUUUGAAUGAGAUACUAGAUAGCAACUGUAUCCCAAUGCUGCCUUCUGGAAAGGGAGUAAAAAAUGAGGACUCGGGGGAGGGAG